AUGGGAAAAGCGCUCUCAUUGAAUCAACCAAAGUUAUGUCCAACAGCUACUUGGACUCAAAGUGGCAUCACUUUCGCCAAUAAAACAAUUAUCGGAACUCUCCCCAUUGCUAUUUUCAUUAACAGAAAUAACACAAUUUACAUUCCUAAUCGUGACGAAAAGAAUAUUCUAGUCUGGGAAAAUGAUGCAAUGACACCAACCAAAAAUAUCUCUGGCAAUUUAUCAUAUCUUGCAUCAGUGUUUGUUACAAAUAUAGGUGACAUCUAUAUUACGAAUGGUGGAUCACGACGUCGAAUUGAUAAAUGGAUUUCAAGUUCAAACACGUUCGUCACUAUUAUGUACGUUAAUACAUCGUGUUUUAGUCUUUUUGUUGAUAUUGAUGAGGAUAUCUAUUGUUCAUUGUAUGAAGAGCAUAAAGUUUUAAAAAUACAAGUCAAUGAUAGCACUCCAACAGUCAUCGCCGGUACCGGUAACAGUGGUUCUUCUGCAAGAGAACUCAAUGGCCCAAUGGGAAUUUUCGUUGACACAAACUUGGACUUUUACGUCGCUGAUUGUCAAAAUAAUAGAAUUCAAUUUUACCAAUUAGGACAAUCUCAAGCAAGCACAGUGUUGGGCAAGGGAUCAUCCGAUUCUAAAUUUAGACUGAAUUGUCCCAGUGGAAUUGCAAUUGACGCCAAUAGAUAUCUGUUCGUUGUCGACAGCAGUAAUCAUCGUGUCAUUGGAUCCGGACCUUAUGGUUUCCGUUGUCUAAUUGGAUGUGAUAAAAAACACAAAGAAUUGAAACAUCCCCGAUUACUUAGUUUUGAUAGUUAUGGAAACAUAUUUAUCAAUGAUCGAGAUAAUAAUCGGACACAAAACAAAAUGGUUACCACAAGUACAACAGAUUUAAAUAACGCAAGUGAAUGCACCGUUCCUCCAUCAAUUCAAUUGGCUCCUCAACUAUCGAGUACUUUAGAAUAUCAACGCAAUGAAGAGAUUUUUCUCAGUUCAUCAGUCGAGUUUAUUUGUAACAAACCAUUUCUUAUCUAUUCAAAAUGGACAAUCUCUAAUUCUUUACAAGAAUUUCAAUUCAACUCAGCAGUAGUCGAAACAACUUACAACGAUCUCUAUAUUCCACCAAAUACAUUACCUGUUGGUCUGUACCAAGUGAAAUUAACAAUUUCUACAUCGAUUUCUUCGGGUUUAACAUCACAUCAAUCAAUUUACAUUCAAGUCAAUCCAUCAGGAAUAAUAUUGAACCUCAUUCCUCAAGGCAUUUCAAUGAUCACUCAUGAAUAUCGACAAGAUCUGCAACUCAAUCCAGGAAAGUAUUCAAUCGAUCUUGAUGGAAACAUAUUCAAUGCUAAUGCAUGGGCGUACAAAUACUCUUGUUGGAGUUCAUCAAAUAUCACAUGUUUGGUUAACAAAGGAUGGAAAUAUGAUGAUCUAAUUGAGUCUUCAAUAACCGUAUUUAACCAUGUGUUUCAAGUCAAUCAAAUAUACGAAUUUCACGUUGAAAUAAUCAAUAAAAAAAACUCAUCGGCGAAGUUCAGUAGCUUUUUAAUUGUUAAAAUCCAAGAAAAAUCCUCUCCAUUCGUCACCAUCAAUUGUGUUAUACUCACAUUAUGUAUUGCACAACCUUCUUAUCAAUUGAUCAAUCCUCGCAAUCAACUGUUCCUGCAUUCUCAAUGUUUCGAAAAUUGUUCGCAUGUUCAAUACAUUCGUUGGAAUAUUUAUCACUCGCUUUCCGAUGUUCACAACUGGGUUUUGUUCAACCAAACAGAUACUUAUGAAAACAUCUCGAUUUUUGGUAGAGAAACGAACCGGUUGACUAUCACCAACGAUGUUUUCAGUAAAAAUCAACCUUUUGAAUACUGGAAAUAUGAAGUUGUUUAUUCAUUCGACAACGCGAUCAGUUCGAGUUCGUGUAAUUUUCGAAUUAAUCAACCGCCUACACACGGCUGGUGUGAAAUAACCCGUUUAAAUGGAACAAUAACAACAUUGUUUAAUAUUUCCUGUUCGAACUGGACUGACGAACAUUCAAUCAAAGACUAUUCUUUAUUUUGCUGGAAAACUGAUCCGAAAAAAUUAACAAUCGUUGCUUUUUCAGUCGUUCCGAAUUUUCAAGUUCGAUUACCAUCGGGUUACCUUCAUUUGGUUAUUCACAUUCGAGAUCGAUUCAAUUCGUAUUCACGAUUUAAUCUCUCGUCAAUUCACAUCUCAUCAAAUCUGUCAGAAUUCAAUGGCUUAAUCAGAAUAUUGUCAACUACAAACAUCAAUACAAACAAUCAAAUCCUUUCGUCAAUUUCACACGAACUUAACCAAUUAAAUGAUGAAAAUAUUCAUCAAGCUGUUUCAGAUGGAAUCCCAUUUGUCAACAUUGCUGUCUCACCUUUGAAUAGCGAACAUUUCGAGCAGAUCAUCUUCCCGUCCUCUAAUCUCGAUGAAUAUACAAAAAACUUAAAUUUCCAAUCAAAUCUGCGAGAAACUUUCAUUCAAUUCAACUAUAAUCUAACCAUCGAAUACAUUCUAAGUCUACAUUUACAAUCAUCAACGUUAGCUCAUUUGACUCAAUCUACCAAUCAGUUAACUCGAACAACACUUCUCAUUGCAUUGAAGCAAUGUUUGAAGUUAUCCCAAACUCUACAUUCAAUUUCGACGAGAAUUUCCUAUGAAGAUGCGCGAACGGUGACAACAGAACUUCUUCAAAGUGUUGCGAAUAUUUUAACAGGCUUUCAUGGUCCAUUACAACAACGAAUGGUCAGUUUACAUUCAAAGCUUUUUUAUGUAGAUGACCUAACGAAUCAAGUCAAUCGAAUUAUUUCGUAUCUAACAUCAACAUUAAUUAUUCAUUUGAAUGCUCAGCAAGACUUCAUCAUAGACACGCAACAGAUUAGUUUUUCAAUUCGAUUCGAACAGAGUCAAAAAUAUUUUUUACGGUCGAUCGUAAUGCCAUUAGCUCCAAAUGGCAAUCAAUUGGAAACAAAGCUGUCUCGAUCAGUAUCGAGUUCAUUUGUAGAUUUCAAUGGAAACCAAGUAAUUUCGAUGAGAACUGCAAAAGAAAUUAUCAUUCCUCGUGACCCUAACUUCAUUUUACCACGGUUUGUCCUUCAAAACGUUUCCACAAUAGAAAAAUCAUUUAACUUCAAACUGAUCUCGAUUCAAUCUUCGUACUCAAUUCAUUUUGACAUCGAUCCAAUGAACUCCAAUGCAUCGUAUCUGUUUAUUUAUCAAUUUAGUCAUCAACGAAUCGAUUGGAAACAUUUAAGUGGACUGACUCUUCUUUGUCAACAAAACUUAACGAGCGAACAUUAUUACUCAUAUUAUAUUGAUAAUCAACAAACUGCCAACCAUCAUUCUUUAAUAUUUGGUUUGAGAGAGCUAACUCCAGAUGAAAUCGUCAUUUAUUGUUCGAGUAAAACAAAUCAUCAUCCUCCAAUCGUCAACGAAGACAGUCAUUUUACAACAAAUUAUCAACUACGCAUUUAUUCUUCAUCUUGUUUUUAUAUGGAUGAUACCAAUCAAUGGAAAUCCGACGAAUUAGUUGUUGGACCGAAGUCGAAUUUAUAUCACACUCAAUGUCUCGUGAGGAACAAGAACUAA
Adineta ricciae is the source of this 3582-nucleotide messenger RNA. Lineage: Eukaryota; Metazoa; Rotifera; Eurotatoria; Adinetida; Adinetidae. The record is from the annotation of a GenBank genome assembly.